Messenger RNA from Tricharina praecox, 972 nucleotides. RefSeq lists its product as uncharacterized. NCBI's taxonomy places the organism in Eukaryota, Fungi, Ascomycota, Pezizomycetes, Pezizales, Pyronemataceae. The coding region runs from base 55 to 936 and encodes 293 amino acids. The record is from RefSeq and is a predicted model, not a curated record. Gene Ontology annotation, molecular function: oxidoreductase activity, acting on the CH-OH group of donors, NAD or NADP as acceptor. The transcript has 2 exons.
ACCGCCCCCGCCCCCCGCCCCGCCCAAGCAGCAAACACUAAAGCAAAACCAAAUAUGUGGUCCCCCCCCUCCCGCCGCGCCAGCGAGAUCGUCCUGCCCACCGCCUCCGGCGCACCACCACCGUCGCAGUCAAACGAGUACAUCAAUUCGCUCUACAGUCUCGCGGGCAAGACGGCGGUCGUGACCGGCGGCACCCGCGGGAUCGGCGCGGGAAUCGCCGUAGCUCUCGCCUCCGCCGGCGCGAACAUAAUCCUCCCGAUCCGCACGCCGCACAGCGGCGCCACGACCAUAUCCCGCAUCGAGUCAUUGGGGCGGCGGUGCCGGACCUUCCCGUGCGACCUCGGCAACACACCGGAGGUAUCCACGUUAAUCUCACGUAUCACCAGUGCAGGCGAGCGCAUCGACAUCCUCGUGAACUGCGCGGGGUGGCACGUCCGCAAGCCGGCAGAGACGUACAGCGACGCGGAGCUGGAGGGGAUCUGGCGGGUCAAUCUCGGGGCGAUGUUUAUCCUGUGCCGUGACGUGGCGGCGCACUGGUUCGCUGAGGACCUGCAGGGCUGGGGGAAUGCCAGUGGGGUCCCGAGAAAGAAGAUCAUUAAUACUGCCAGCGUGCUGAGUUUUACCGGCGGGACGGGCCUCGCGGCCUACACCGCGACGAAGGGUGGCAUCGCACAGGUCACGAAAACGUUCAGUAAUGAGUGGGCCGCAAGGGGGAUCAAUGUCAACGCCAUCGCGCCGGGGUAUAUCCGCACGGACUUGACGCGGGAUCUGCAGGAGGACGCGGAGAAGAAUGCGGAGGUGAUGCGGCGGACGCCGGUGGGCCGCUGGGGCGAGACGGCGGAUCUGGCGGGGCUCGUGGUCUUCCUUGCGAGUGGCGCGAGCGAUUUUAUGGCUGGCGCGGUCGUCCCCGUCGAUGGUGGGUACACCGCGAGGUAGUUUUGGUGUUGUAAUGCAGAGAGAGGUCCGCUUGGA